UCAUUCCACGUCUACAUUUAUCAACGAUUUCAACGCCUUGACUUUCGCCAUCCUUCGAUAUCAUCGACUUUAGUUUUUUGUCAAAUUUCAUUUCCUACAUCACUUGAACAAAAUGGCACCCAAGAAGACUGCGGCUGCUGCCUCUGGUGACAAGAAGAAGCGCGGAAAGACCAGGAAGGAGACCUACUCUUCUUAUAUCUACAAGGUUUUGAAACAGGUUCAUCCCGAUACCGGAAUUUCCACUCGUGCUAUGUCUAUCUUGAACUCCUUCGUCAAUGACAUCUUCGAGCGUGUCGCAACCGAGGCCUCCAAAUUGGCCGCUUAUAACAAGAAGUCCACUAUCUCAUCAAGGGAGAUCCAGACCUCUGUCAGACUUAUCCUGCCUGGUGAACUGGCGAAGCAUGCCGUGUCGGAAGGCACCAAGGCUGUGACAAAGUACUCCUCUUCUGCCAAAUAAACUGUUUUCUUUUCUUUUUUUUGUUUGUUUCUUUUAUGCAGGAUUGUCUUUUACUACCUCGUUAUCUGUUAUGGUUUGAGGUGGUGGGUACAGGGUGUUCGCGGGAUUUUUAAUGCGUCACGGGAUGGCUUUGUUUUUCCCCAUUGGGCCAAAUGUUUUUCAUGGUU
Messenger RNA from Aspergillus pseudonomiae, 624 nucleotides. Its product is annotated as histone H2B family protein. Bases 113 to 457 code for a protein of 114 amino acids. Gene Ontology annotation, cellular component: nucleosome. Gene Ontology annotation, molecular function: DNA binding; protein heterodimerization activity; structural constituent of chromatin. The record is from RefSeq and is a predicted model, not a curated record. Lineage: Eukaryota; Fungi; Ascomycota; Eurotiomycetes; Eurotiales; Aspergillaceae. Gene Ontology annotation, biological process: nucleosome assembly. The transcript has 5 exons.